CGCAUUGAAGUGGACCGACUUCUUCUUCUUCUGCAGACGAGACGAGCUGUCAAAACGACGCCGUUUUCGUGAGUUCCUUCCUUCCUUCUCGUACGUAUCGCCCUCCACCUCGUUGGCGUCUCCUAACGUUCUUAAUUUCCAUCGCCUCGCCCCCUUCUUCCCCAUACUACAAUACAAAUUCCUCCUUCCCAUUCAAAUUCCUCUCCAUUCUUACUCCACUUUAGCCUCCGCCGAUGGCGUCUUUCAGUGUUCCAUGCCCCAAGGUUUCGCCGCCGCCGCCGCUGCUUGCUGCAUCGCAGAAGCCUCGCAAUGCCGCUUUCUUCACUCGAUCUGAGUCCGGAUCGAAUCCUGCAUUAGCGAUGGCUUGCUCCCAGAGAUAUGGUCGUGGCCUGUUGGAUGGCCUUAAGAUGCAUGCCCAAUUGAAUGAUGUUGCUGUUGAGAAAGUAUCAAAUGCGCAGCCAGCACUUGAUACGGCGCUAACUGGUGAAUCUGAAAGCCAAGAUGAAGUUCCAUAUGCGUCGUCUGCCUCACCAUUUAUGACACAAGUGAUGGAUCUUGUCAAGCUCGUAGAUUCUAAAGACAUUGUGGAGUUGCAGUUAAAGCAGAUGGACUAUGAGCUCCAUAUUAAGAAGAAGGAAGCACUGAUGCAACCAACUCCAGUUGCUUUCGCUCCACCUCCUAUUCACCAGGCUAUGCAUCCACAACUGCCUCCGGCUCCGACUGCUACUGCUGCCCCUGUUCCAUCAACUCCAGCUUCAGCACCCACUUCAGCUGCCCCACCAAAACCGAAGUCAUCACUCCCAUCGUUCAAAUGUCCAAUGGCUGGAAACUUUUAUCGUUCUCCAGCUCCCGGGGCGCCUCCUUUUGUGAAGGUUGGGGAUAAGGUGCAGAAAGGACAAGUGAUAUGCAUUAUUGAGGCAAUGAAGCUAAUGAAUGAAAUUGAGGCGGAUCAAUCUGGCACCAUUGUCGAGAUACUUGUAGAUGAUGGGAAACCUGUCAGUGUAGAUCUGCCAUUGUUCGUCAUUGAGCCGUGAGGAACGGAUGAACCAAGUUUGUUGCCCAUGUCGAAGUCAAUCAAAAGGUAAGUUAAAAAAAAAAAAAAUUGUGAAAUUAUUGCAUUUCUGGAAAACUUCAUGGAUGCAGAUUAUGACUGCUUACAUUGUUUUGGUUAUUAAAACUCUUUAUGGCUCUUGCGAUGAACUCAGAAUAAUAUAUAUAAAUUAUAUAUAGUUUUGUAAUGGGAAAUUAUUGAUCAUUUUUAGUUGCAGAUUUGCAGCCGUUGGGUUC
Molecule: messenger RNA, 1287 nt
Organism: Andrographis paniculata
Lineage: Eukaryota; Viridiplantae; Streptophyta; Magnoliopsida; Lamiales; Acanthaceae
Product: biotin carboxyl carrier protein of acetyl-CoA carboxylase, chloroplastic-like
Exons: 7
Coding region: 234-1034 (266 amino acids)
Biological process (GO): fatty acid biosynthetic process
Cellular component (GO): acetyl-CoA carboxylase complex
Molecular function (GO): acetyl-CoA carboxylase activity
Source: RefSeq, a predicted model, not a curated record